AUGAUCCUCGACAAUGGUGAACUCGUAUUUCUUUGGCUGGGUGCUCGAGCUAGUGAAGUCGAAGUGAAACUAGCAUAUAAGGCUGCCACGGUCUAUGUGGCUCAUAUGAGAAUGCGUCAGACAGACCGACCACGCACUUUGAAGUUGGCAAUAAAGGGCAAGGAAUCAAAGCGUUUCAAGAAGUGUUUUCAUGCCUGGGGACGGCAUAAGGUUCCCGCUGGAGAUUAA
Molecule: messenger RNA, 228 nt
Organism: Cooperia oncophora
Lineage: Eukaryota; Metazoa; Nematoda; Chromadorea; Rhabditida; Trichostrongylidae
Source: the annotation of a GenBank genome assembly